Molecule: messenger RNA, 4226 nt
Organism: Malania oleifera
Lineage: Eukaryota; Viridiplantae; Streptophyta; Magnoliopsida; Santalales; Ximeniaceae
Product: vesicle transport protein GOT1-like
Exons: 7
Coding region: 150-626 (158 amino acids)
Biological process (GO): retrograde transport, endosome to Golgi; endoplasmic reticulum to Golgi vesicle-mediated transport
Source: RefSeq, a predicted model, not a curated record
GGCCAAAAAGGAGCAGUCCGUCCAUGACCAGGUGGUUAAACGACGCCUUCGCAGUGCAGGAGAAAAGGUGCUAAGAUAGUCAUCGGAUUGAGUUCAUUUUCUUUAUAUUGGCGAAGCAGAAAAGGUCACAUUCUAUCUGAAUCUUGAAAAUGGUUUCGUUUGAGAUGAAUGACCGAAAAAAAAUUGGGCUAGGAUUGACCGGAUUCGGCAUUUUUUUCUCAUUCCUGGGAGUCAUUUUUUUCUUUGAUAAGGGGUUACUUGCCAUGGGGAAUAUCCUCUUCUUAUCAGGGGUGACAUUAACUAUUGGGCUGAACUCUACCAUGCAAUUCUUUAUGAAACGUCAAAAUUUUAAGGGAACAAUGUCAUUUGGUAUUGGCUUCUUCUUGGUUGUCAUAGGAUGGCCGAUCUUGGGUAUGAUUUUAGAGGCAUAUGGGUUCAUCGUACUCUUCAGUGGCUUUUGGCCUACACUGGCGGUUUUUAUACAGAGGAUACCUGUUCUUGGUUGGGUAUUUCAGCAGCCAUUUGUUAGAUCGGUAUGCCUGUUUUUUGGAACUCACAAUGUUUUUCUUCACUGCUGGAUUCAUGUGUGUUUGCAUGCUUCCAUGUUAGAUUUGAUUCUUCAUUAAAAAUCUUUUUAUAUAAGCCAUUUUACCAUUGGGCAGCGCACUGGUGAAAUAUUGAGAAGCAAUCCAAUCUCGAUUUUGAGUCAUGUGUCUUUGAAUUUUAGUGGUUUCUGUUUAUAUCAAACUAAUGCUCUUGUUUUUUGGCGUGUUUAUAUUAGUGUGUAUAUAUAUUCCUAAUAUUAAAAUCUCUAAAUAUUUUAAAAUCAUGUGCUAUUCAAAAUCUCUGAAUAUUUUAAAAUCAUGUGCUAUUUUGCUUGCAAGUUAUUUGUCAUACAUAAAACUUUUAUCUAUCCAAUAAAAACCCCAUGGUUCCUAAUGUUUCAUUUGGCAAUUUAGCCUCUCAAACCAGAAAUCUUGGCUCCACUUGUUAGUUGUUGUAGGAAGGUGGGUCAAAUUGGUAACCUGAGCUAAUAGCAUAGUUGUAUGUCGGAGGGGACAAAGUUGCAAUUAAAUUGAAGACAUUAUUGUUACUAAGUUGACAGCGAUUAAGUGGAUGUGGCAUUAUUGUCAUUUAAAUGGAUGGAACUUACUGUAUUAAGGGAGAAGGCAUUGCAGUAUAAUGUAAUAAUUCUUGAUUAAUAGUAUUUUUAAGAACCAACAUUGUUCUGAGGCACACAAUGAGAUAUAAGAGCCAAAUCUUUGCAAAUAUGACUCUGGUUGAAAAUAACUGUGUUGCUUUAAAACACUGGAAGUUUGCUCUAAAGUAGAAAAUCCCAGAUCCUUCUUCGUUGUUGGGCUGAAAAGCCAAUGGUUUUCCCACCCACAUGUCAGACAGCAGCAUUUCUCUACUGUUUGGUAGUUCUGAUUAUUAUCCCUCCUCCCAUUUCUCCACCUCUCUCUCACUCUAUAAAUAUAUAUAUAUAUAUAUAUGUAUGUAUUCCCUCCCCUCCCAUUUCUCCACUCUCCUCUCUCUCUCUCUCUCUCUCUCUCUCUCUCUCUAUAUAUAUAUAUAUAUAUAUAUAUAUAUUUAUACAUGAGUGAGUAUAUAUUUGUAUAUUUGUCUUGAGUAGAUUAUUAAAAAUUUUCUGUAAAUCUGUGGAUUUUGGAUUGACGUGAUGUGUGUUUUGAUGAAAGGUUCACUGGAAAUCUUACUUGCAAAGAUCUCUGUAAGAUAUGAAACACAUGAAAAUGAAGGAGUUUCAUUUCCUUAAUUAUAUAGUAAUGUGCUUAUAAAUAUUAAUUUCUUACAAGUAAUGAUUUUUAUUUCCACGAUGGGAGAUACUAGGUGGGCAACUGUAUUGUAAUUUAAUGAAAGAGAGUAAUUUGUUCUGUUAAGAAAACUUUGCUUUAGUAAGGCUUAAUUUUUUUAAAUAGGGAGAGAUAAAUUAUAAACUUAUAACAUGAAAAUAUCAAAUAAUAAUUAUCUAUUUUUAUUUUUGAAAACUUGGAUCUUUGCCUAAGCUGUCUCAACAAAAUAAAUUAUCAGGGAGAUUAUAGGUUCUACUUAGGUGGUGAAUUUCCUUUUGUUUUGUUUGCUUGUUUGUUGUUUGGUUAUUUAUUUAUUUAUUUAAUUUUGUGGUUUUUUGGUAACAUAAAGACACUUGUAAAUUUGUUGGCUAGACCGGGAGCAUUGGUCCCCCUUACUCCAACUUUCAGUUAAUGAGUAAGGAUUUGAACCCUGAGCAACUGCUUGAAUUCAUUGCUGUAAACGCCUUUGGUUCUAUCAGGCUGGAAUGGAAUCGAAACUAUAACCUUGAUUCUUAUUCAAUUUGCACAAUUCCCAUGUGGGGUGGCGUGGGGUGGGGUGGGGGGGGUGGUGUUGAACUGCAUCCUGGUCGGGAUGUUGAUUCCCUCAUUUAAUAAGUGGUGUUUACUCCUUUUACUUGUAGGAAUUGCAAUUUCAUUCUUCACUCAUUUUUGAAAAAGACAUUUAUAACCCUCAUCAAAAAAUUUCCCUAAAACCAAAAAAACAAGUUGAUCGUCUCUUAAUCAUGCCACCGGUGAUAAUUAUAAUAAUUGUAAAUAAUUGACCCUGUUACAUAGAGUUUAGUUCUCUGUUUAGGUUGCAUUCUUUGUAACUGGUUUUUAUUGAUGUAAAGGGAGGAUUUCUUAUUCUUCCUGUCUUUUCUUUUCCUUUCUCUUUCUAAUUUUAUGAUGUUCAUUUUUCUCUCUUUUAACACAUUUUUUGUUUAUCAAAAAAGGGAAAAAAACAUCAACAAUAACAUAAAUUAAUAAUAAUUAUAAGAAUGAUAAUAAUUAAUAUUAUAAAAAUAAUAAAAAAUAACAAUGGCGACAAUAAUGAGGAUAAGGACAAAAAAAAAAAAAAAAAAAGUUAUUAGUAUUAUAAAAACUACAAAAACAACAACAGUAGUAUAGUAAUAAUAAUAUAUUGUUAUUCUUGUUGUUUUAUUAUUAUUAUUAUCAUCAUUAUUAUUUCAUAUGAAACAUAACUGGAAAAAUCCAAACAAAAAUAUCAUUUAUUAAUAUUGUUAUUAAAAAAUGUAAAAAUGUUAUGAUCCAAAAGAUAAAUAAAAUUAGUUGGAGUUCAUAGUUAUGAAAGAUAAUAAAAUUGAAUUAUUUAAUUUUGCAGUAGGGGUAUUUUUGAAAAUAACUAAUUUUUAUUUCUAUUAUCCAAACAUUGGAAAGGAAUUGAAAUUUCUAUUCCUAUAACCAUUCUGUGUGAACAAAUGCCUUGUUUACACCAUUCUGUGCAAACAAAUGCCUUCUGUAAACAAAUGCAGUAAUCAGUGAUUCUAUUCUUGUUUUGAGGUCCCUUUCCUACUACAAUUUUAUUCUAUGAACCAAACAAGGGUUAAGACCCUUACUAUUGAGCUUUGCUUCAGUUGGUAUCAGGCAUGGCAUUAAUGGUUGUUUUCUUUGAAGCUGGAAUGAGAUAGCAAUUUGACCUAUGAAAGCUCUAAUUUGUGGAUGGAAUAGACUGGCCGCGUACAUGGGGAGCUGCAUAACCUAAAAAUUUUCCCAAUACCCUAUUCUUCUGGGGCAAGGGUAUUUGAGCAGUAAUUAGUAAUAGUUGUCAUGGGAAAAAAAGUGAUAUUAGGCUUGGGAAGUGUUUUGGUGAGUUCAUGCCUAGCUGCUCUAGCCUACCUUGAGGACUAGACCUAAUACAAGGAUAACCUAGAGACCAGGACACUACAAACUUAGAUUUUCUUUGCCAAGCUUAGAUUUUCUUUUCUUGUCAUGUGCAGUUUUUAUUUUCUUGUCAUGGUGCAGUUCUUUGAUCGUUACCGUGGGAAACGUGUGCCGGUAUGACCCUAAAGUAAUUGAAGCACAGGGAAGCAGUAGAGUCUUCUUUGGAAGUGUUAUAAACAGCCCCCAGUUCAAGAUAUUGAGGACUUGACCGCUCUGCGGCUGCAUGUACCAAUAUCACUUCUCAGUGUCCCAUUCUCUGGGUGGUCCAAGGGUUAUUGCCUUUGAAUCACUAUCAUGAAAAAAUAUUUUCCAGUGGGAAGUUGUAUACAUAAAAAUGAUGUUUGGAUGAUUUUGAGCAUCCAAUUUGAAAAUUGUUUGCUGCAUUCUUUUAUCUUUCAGUUGGUAUUGUAGGGAAUUUUCCAGUGUGGAAUUAGGGAGCCAAAUGGCCUCAAGUUUCCGGACUUUCAUGUAAAUAUUAGGUGUUGAUGCAAAUUUUUGAGUUCCCAACCUCAA